AUGAAACCUCUUUUCCUGUUUCUUGCCAUCCUUCUGGCCACAGAACCAGUGGUGUCAGAAUGUUGGAUGGAUGGACACUGCCGGUUGGUGUGCAAUGAUGAUGAAGAUAGCGUCAUACGCUGCCGGAAUCGUAAACGGUGCUGUGUCCCUAGUCGUUAUUUAACAAUUCAACCAGUAAGAGUUGAUUGA
Molecule: messenger RNA, 189 nt
Organism: Otolemur garnettii (small-eared galago)
Lineage: Eukaryota; Metazoa; Chordata; Mammalia; Primates; Galagidae
Product: beta-defensin 119
Exons: 2
Coding region: 1-189 (62 amino acids)
Biological process (GO): innate immune response
Cellular component (GO): extracellular region
Source: RefSeq, a predicted model, not a curated record